AUGGCAACGGGUCACAUAAACAUUCAUUUUAAAUCACUUACAAACCCCCAAGAAAAUUACGUAGCAGAUUAUGAAUUUAACGAUGACGAUCAAGACAUCACAAUCAUACCUAUAUUAUUUAACGAUGCCCUUGCUCUCUGGUGUCACAACCAUCUCGAAGCAUUUGUCAAAAUAUCCAUCGACGAUUUAUGGUCUCGAUUUGCAGAUAUGUGUACAACGUACGCAAUUCCCACACACCUGGCAAAUAAAAUAACCAACGCUAUCAAUUAUAUAGAGCGUCACAAAGACCAAUACGUAGGCAUUUCCGUAAUCAUCUAAGCAAUGGCGAGAACUAAGAAAAUACCGCGGCGACAAAAAUUUGUAUUAAAUUUACUACGUCAGACAGACACGUAGAAAACGUAAACCCCGAUCACAAAGUAUUCGAAAAUCUCAACAAUGUGUAAGCAAUACACAAAAAGAUGUACGUUGUCGUAAACGAACAGCGCAUACAGAAAAAUGUUGGAUUCAUCUAGCGAAGCAAAAUAAUUUACGCAUUAAACCCUCCAAUGUGGCGGGUGCUGGCAAGGGAUUAUUUGCGUGGAAAAAACCCAUCACACGGGGAAAAUUGAUUUCAAAAUAUACCGGGCGUAAAUUAAGCAAAAAAGAAUUGGAUAAAAAAUAUGGGGACGGUGUUGCAAAAUAUGCCGUAUGUAAUAAACGAGGGCGAUGCGUUGAUGCCACAUACACCACAGACGCAGCGGCACGUUUUGUUAACGAUAGUCGGGGUACAUCUUUUCAAAACAAUGCCAAAAUAAAGGGCAAUCAAAUGUUUAAAUUAAAAGCGACUAAGAAAAUACCCGCCAACCAAGAAAUAUUUACUUCGUACGGAAACGAAUAUUGGGAAUAA
Paramuricea clavata is the source of this 886-nucleotide messenger RNA. Lineage: Eukaryota; Metazoa; Cnidaria; Anthozoa; Malacalcyonacea; Plexauridae. The record is from the annotation of a GenBank genome assembly.